Molecule: messenger RNA, 1042 nt
Organism: Exophiala dermatitidis NIH/UT8656
Lineage: Eukaryota; Fungi; Ascomycota; Eurotiomycetes; Chaetothyriales; Herpotrichiellaceae
Exons: 1
Coding region: 359-685 (108 amino acids)
Source: RefSeq, a predicted model, not a curated record
GUUCCCGUGUCCUUCGCUGGAGACGCCUUUCACAGUGAACGUCAAUUUGCUUCGUGCCCGGCAUAUUUUCUCCGGGAAAACAGGGUAGGGAUGCAUGCACCAAAAUGCUCAGCGGACACUGCAGAAAAUCCCGUCACCCGUCAACCUGCUCAUUGGAGCAGCUGGGCCUAUCUCGCCUGCCAUCUUUGAGAUUGCGGCCUUUCCGAACCGGUCUGGUUGGGCCAGCUGAGCGUCUUGUGCUUCUUGUGAAGGAUGCCUGUGACCAUGGCUAUGCGCUGUACCUCCUCGUAGCAUUCCAAUAUGUCCGCAUGUUCACUCUUUCUGAACCAAUGCUGAUGUCAGCCUGCUCGAGGGCAGGAUGUUGUGUGCCCUGUCUGUACCAAUCGAAGCGAUGUCAUUUGUGCCGUGGAUGACUCUGUCGGAUUGUUCGUUUCCGGUCUGUCAAGAGUCCAGUCUUUGGACAUGUAGGUUUCAGAUAUUCGGUGGUUUGAUUGCAAUUGAGGGUCGUAUUCUUUGCAAGGACCGUGGUCCCAAGGAUUCAUUUGACAAAGCCAACUACAUUGGCGCAGCGCUUGCAGUAGUACGAAUUCAUGCCGAACCUGACAGCGCCGCUUUGACGCAUUGGGAGGGAAGGAUCUAUCGUCAGGGAUCGUUGGCAACGAGAACAUCGCACGAUAUCGAGUGAUGAUUUAGGAGAGGCGGAGGCGCUGGAGGAAGCAGUGCUGCUGUUAUCGUGGCUCUUGCCGGAACUGGAGCCUUGAACGAUACGAAUGGGUUCUGUACCGGUGGCCGCCCGGGUCUGAAGCUGUAGGAUGGAGGGCGUGGAGGCCAUAGUGCCAGUAUGUUGAUAUAGCAGGUAGUCAAGGUGCAUCUAGUAUGAGAGGAUGUCUGUCUCACAGCCUCCAAGAGAGACAAAACUAAGAAGACAAUGGGGGGUGGGAGACGUAAAUACUACCUAGGAGACGGUACGACAGCGAUCAAAAUAGUAAGCAGGAGAAACACAUGCGGCGUCUAUAGCGACACUGGCAGGGGAUAAAUGUUG